This is a messenger RNA of Triticum aestivum (bread wheat), 1816 nucleotides long. RefSeq names its product delta-aminolevulinic acid dehydratase, chloroplastic. The record is from RefSeq and is a predicted model, not a curated record. Gene Ontology annotation, molecular function: zinc ion binding; porphobilinogen synthase activity. Gene Ontology annotation, biological process: heme biosynthetic process. Gene Ontology annotation, cellular component: cytosol. The transcript has 13 exons. NCBI's taxonomy places the organism in Eukaryota, Viridiplantae, Streptophyta, Magnoliopsida, Poales, Poaceae. Bases 196 to 1482 code for a protein of 428 amino acids.
CAGGUUAGCUGAAAGUAAAAAAAGGUUCAGGUUCAUGUACACGGCGGUCACGACAUGGAGACAGCGAAACGCAAGACAUCGUCUAGUUAGUACAGGAGAUCUCUUUGCAGUAGGUGGGGGUCGCCGUCGGAGAGGAUUGAGGCCACAUCGUCUUCUCCUCAUCUUCUUCCCCAUCUUCCAUCCAUCAGAUAGGCCAUGGCUUCCACCGUCCCCUUCUCGCCGGCCAAGGUCCAGAUGCUCAAGGCGACCAACUGCCACGGCCACGCGGCCUUCGGCAGCUGUUUCGCCGUCCCAAGAACCGGGCCAAAGCAGCGUUCCCUGGCCGUCAGGGUCAGCAGCGAGCAGGAGGCGGCCGCCGCCGUCAGGGCGCCGUCGGGGAGGAGCAUCGAGGAGUGCGAGGCCGACGCCGUCGCCGGGAGAUUCCCUGCCCCCGCGGCGUUUGUCAGACCAAAGGCCCCCGAUGGCACGCCUGAGAUCAGGCCUCUUGACAUGGCAAAGCGCCCUCGUCGCAACCGCAGGUCGCCAGCUCUUAGGGCUGCAUUCCAGGAGACAACCAUCUCGCCCGCUAAUUUGGUGCUCCCAUUGUUCAUCCACGAAGGGGAAGAGGAUGCUCCAAUUGGCGCCAUGCCCGGGUGCUUUAGGCUUGGAUGGCAGCAUGGGCUUCUUGAUGAGGUGUAUAAGGCACGCGAUGUUGGUGUUAACAGCUUUGUGCUCUUUCCAAAGGUUCCGGAUGCAUUGAAGUCUCCAACAGGAGUUGAAGCAUACAAUGACAAUGGUUUGGUUCCACGAACAAUUCGCCUGCUCAAGGAUAAGUUCCCUGAUAUUAUUGUUUACACGGAUGUUGCUUUGGACCCGUAUUCAUCUGAUGGACAUGAUGGCAUCGUGAGGGAAGAUGGAGUAAUUCUGAACGAUGAAACAGUAUAUCAGUUGUGCAAACAGGCAGUUUCACAGGCACGUGCUGGUGCCGAUGUAGUUAGUCCUAGUGACAUGAUGGAUGGUCGUGUUGGAGCAAUCCGUUCUGCUUUGGAUGCUGAGGGUUUCAAUGAUGUCUCCAUCAUGUCCUAUACUGCAAAGUACGCCAGUUCAUUUUACGGGCCAUUCCGAGAAGCUUUAGAUUCAAAUCCACGAUUUGGGGAUAAGAAAACCUAUCAGAUGAACCCAGCUAACUACAGGGAAGCCCUUCUAGAAACUGCAGCAGAUGAGGCCGAAGGGGCUGAUAUCCUUCUAGUGAAACCUGGAUUGCCGUACUUGGAUAUCAUCCGACUUCUCCGGGAUAAUUCUGCACUGCCAAUUGCUGCAUACCAGGUGUCUGGCGAGUACUCGAUGAUCAAGGCCGGCGGGGCGCUGAACAUGAUCGACGAGGAGAAGGUGAUGAUGGAGUCGCUCAUGUGCCUGCGGCGAGCCGGCGCCGACGUCAUCCUCACCUACUUCGCCCGCCAGGCCGCCGUCGUCCUCUGCGGCAUGGGAUCCGCUGCCAAGUAGGAGCACUAGGUCAGGUCAACUGGUCACCCCCCUGUGAUUAUCGAUUAAUGUGUAAAUCUGAGGAGCCAAUGUGCUUGAGUAGUUGGCCUUGACGUUUGACCCUAAAGCACUUGAAUAAUCUGCAAGUCUCGUAGUACAUGAUCGUUAGUUUGUUACUAAUUCUUUCUUUUUACCGAGUAUACAUGAUUUUUUUCCCUUUCGAUUGCUAGGGAGAUACUACCGUGCCCCGGUAUAUGAUGAUUUUACGAGUACAUUUGAAUUUUCACUGGCGCACAUUUUUCUGUAUCAUUCAUUUUCACCGGAGUACCGAGUGCAAUUGGCGUGAUUUUCUUCA